AGAACAGUGAGCUUCAGUUUCCUACAGUCGCUCUGCCAAGUAUCACUGCUUCACAAAGGACCUAAAAAUCACUAACAAGAACCUAAAUUCUACCAAAAAUGGAAAUGAACUUCACAGCACCUUUCACAACUUCUCCAACAAAUCACUGUGACCUUUAUGCGCACCAAAGUACAGCAAAGGUCUUCAUGCCUCUUCAUUACAGUAUUGUCUUCAUCAUUGGACUCCUUGGCAACCUAUUAGCCUUGUCGGUGAUUUUUCAGAACAGAAAAAAAAUCAAUUCCACCACUCUCUAUUCAACAAACCUCGUCAUUUCUGAUAUACUUUUUACUACUGCUCUGCCAACCCGGAUAGCCUACUAUGCGAUGGGAUUUGACUGGAGAAUCGGUGAAAGCUCUUGUAGGAUAACUGCUCUUAUAUUUUACAUUAAUACAUAUGCAGGUGUGAACUUCAUGACUUGUUUGAGUAUCGAUAGAUUCUUUGCUGUGGUCCACCCUCUUCGAUACAACAAGAUGAAAAGAAUCAAGCAUGCUAAAUGUGUGUGCAUUUUUGUGUGGAUUCUCGUGUUUGGUCAGACACUCCCACUACUUAUACAUUCUAUGUCAAAGGAAGAAAAUGGAAGGAUAACAUGCAUGGAAUAUCCAAACUUUGAAGAAAUACAAAAUCUUCCCUGGAUUCUCCUCGGUGCCUGCUUAAUAGGUUAUGCUAUUCCACUUGGAAUCAUACUGAUUUGCUAUUCUCAAAUAUGUUGUAAGCUCUUACAAACUGCCAAACAAAAUCCGCUAACCGAGAAAUCAGGGGUAAACAAAAAGGCUCUCAACACAAUUAUUUUCAUAAUUAUUGUUUUUGUUGUCUGUUUCACACCUUAUCAUAUUGCAAUUAUCCAACAUAUGAUUAAGAAGCUACAAAAAGAACCAGACUGCAAAGAACAACAAAUAUUCCAGAUUUCCCUCCAUUUUACUGUAUGCCUGAUGAACUUCAACUGUUGCAUGGACCCUUUCAUAUAUUUCUUUGCAUGCAAAGGUUACAAGAGAAGGGUUAUGAAAAUGCUGAAACGUCAAGUUAGUGUAUCAAUUUCAAGUGCUGUUAAGUCAGCUCCUGAUGAAAACUCACGUGAGAUGACAGAAAAUCAAACAAUGAUCCACUCUAAGUCUUCAAAUGGAAGGUAGUGAAGCAUAAAAUCUUGUAUCUACAAGAAAAACUUCUGUUCAAUUAACUUUUCAGAAUCUUUCUCACUGGAUAAUAUGAAUUUUCAGCACUCAAAAUAGGAUGGUUACUCACAAAAUAAUAGGUAUGGAAAAAGAAAAACCCCAAAGCACUACCCCAAAGACUGAAUGACAUAUAACAAAGGCUCUUCAACUAGAUGUUGAAACGAUUCUAAGACGUGAUCAAUCUAAACAAUUACUCUCUCCAACAUAUUUUGAGAACUGGACCAACUGAACCAAGAAGAGAAAAAAGUAAUUUAAUAAAUGCAGAAGAAUGAGUGCCAACAACAGAAAAAGAUAGAAAGACCAACAAUGUAAUAUUGUAUUAAACAUGAUUUCCCUAUCGUGGGGAAUUCCAAUUGUAGGAAAUCCCUCCACCUAAAGUCCAUCUAUAACUCAGUAGGUAAGUUCUGGGGAAUUGUUUGAGGCACUGAAAAGCUGUGUGACUUGUCCAGAAUCACUGAGAAGAGAAACUUUAACCAAAGUCUUUCUUGACUCCACGUUCAGAACUCAAACCUCUAUGCAAUUAAGGUUUACUUGCUAAUCAAAUAGGUAAAGUAUGUAUUAAUUGAUCACUUACCUUGUUAUAAAAUAACAAAAUGGGAUUCAAUGUGCAUGGAAUUAAACGGACUUAUUUUAAUACAAAAGUUUCUGUAUAACAAAUUAUGUAUAACAAUUAUGACACUGUCAUUUGUAAAAUUUAAACUGUUAGUAUAAAGAC
This is a messenger RNA of Trichosurus vulpecula (common brushtail), 1923 nucleotides long. Its product is annotated as G-protein coupled receptor 183-like. The record is from RefSeq and is a predicted model, not a curated record. Lineage: Eukaryota; Metazoa; Chordata; Mammalia; Diprotodontia; Phalangeridae. Bases 99 to 1166 code for a protein of 355 amino acids. Gene Ontology annotation, biological process: G protein-coupled receptor signaling pathway. The transcript has 2 exons. Gene Ontology annotation, molecular function: oxysterol binding; G protein-coupled receptor activity. Gene Ontology annotation, cellular component: membrane.